Molecule: messenger RNA, 1613 nt
Organism: Hyaena hyaena (striped hyena)
Lineage: Eukaryota; Metazoa; Chordata; Mammalia; Carnivora; Hyaenidae
Gene: KLF17
Product: Kruppel like factor 17
Exons: 4
Coding region: 18-1256 (412 amino acids)
Biological process (GO): regulation of transcription by RNA polymerase II
Molecular function (GO): DNA-binding transcription factor activity, RNA polymerase II-specific; RNA polymerase II cis-regulatory region sequence-specific DNA binding
Source: RefSeq, a predicted model, not a curated record
AGCCGCACACAGUCCUGAUGUGCAGCCCAUCCCAGGAGGAGAUGGGGCAGGAGGCUGAGAGGCUGAGCCAGUGGCAGGAGGCUCAGCACCAGCUCGUGCAGGAUACCGAGACGUCCAUGUCCAUCUUGGACAUGUGUCCAUCUCCUGGAAGUGGAGUGCAUACCUCUUCGAAUGAUGACCCGUCAGGCAUGCAACACUUCCCUCAGUGCACACAGCUGGAGAGGAUCCCCUUGGCCUUGGCUGAGGCACCCAGACAGAAUGCAAGUGAUCUGGGGCCACAGUUCAAUAUGUCGCUGCCAGAGGAUGGCGUGAGCUACAGCUCCCAAGUGAUUCAUGCUCCUUCCCAGAUGACUUACUGUGAUGGGAUGUCUCCUUCCCAGCCAGGAAUGAUGGUUUUCAAGGGACCCCAGAUGAUGGCCUUAGGAGAACCCAGUAUUCCAGGGGUGGCCAUGACAUUUUGUAGGACUCUAAAGAUGCCCUCCAGUGGGCCGCCAGUCUCAGCUCCCAAUAGAAUCUCAAUGAUGCCCCACAUCAGUGCACCCACAAUGCCUUAUUCUGCCCCCCAAGCGGUACCUCCUGAUAGAGACUCUUUAACACCUACAAUGUCAUUGGCCCCAACCACGUCUGAGGUCCAGGCAAUGCUCCCUUCUUUGGCUCAGAUGUUGCCCCCUAGAGAUCAUCAUAACUUUGGGAUGCAACCAGCUGGGUCCCCAUCAUUUCAGGCUUUAAAAUCCCAGGACCAUCUCAUGAGCCAGCCAGCCUCCCAGGAAGACUCCUUGCUACCCAAGCAGCCUAUACAAGCUCCACAGAGAGUGGAACGGAACUCCAAGGCCCAGGAAAGGGCCCCCAGGAGAUCCCCAGUUUCAAGGCCUUACUCCUGCCAAUAUGAGAACUGUGGAAAAGCUUAUACUAAGCGCUCCCACCUUGUGAGUCACCAACGCAAACACACAGGUGAGAGGCCUUAUAAAUGCGUGUGGGAAGGCUGCACAUGGUCUUUCUUCCGUUCCGAUGAGCUUGGACGACAUAUGCGGAUACACACCAGAUAUCGACCAUAUAGAUGUGAUCGGUGCGGCCGACAGUUCAUGAGAUCUGAUCAUCUCAGACAACACCAAAGGACUCAUCUGCGGAUGCCAGGAUCCCCAGACCCACAGGCCAACAAUGGGAAAAUGGCUGGUCCUCCUGCUCCUUCUUUAGGUCAAUCUCUUCUCUUUAGUUUGGCUUCUCCUCCCAGAUCCUGCCUGCCUCUGACCAGCUAGUCUCUGGUGAAUGAAGAGGAAAGAAUUCCAGACAGAAUGUGCUGGACCAACCCAACUGCUUAGAGGAGAGUCAACCUGCAAGCAAGCUUCCAUUCAUUUGACCAAUGUUCUUUGAGCCCACUACAAAGAGCAUCACGGCUAUGGGGACUGGUGUGAGCGGCACAGAGACAAUGGAAGAGCGUGUCAAGGAAGAAAGACUUCUCAAGGAGGUGCCUGAGUCAGACCUGAAGGGCUCAUGGGGGUUAGCUAGCCUCCCAUUUUCUGUGUGUUUACCCUUGGUCAUGGCCCUGUGUUGGACACUAAGGACUCAGAGCAUGACACUGCCUUGCUGUGGAGCAUAAAGACUACAGAUAAACA